UUUGAACGUCAAAUUCGUUAAAGGUGAUUUGCAGUUAUAGCGCAUUUUAACGCAUCAACGUUGAAUAUUUCAAUUGUAAUCACAAAAUUGAUUUCUGUACUGAGAAUGACAUCGAAUAAUGCACCUCCAUCGAUGGACAAUGAGCGCAAAAAUGCAUUAGCCUCGUACCGCACCAAACUCUUGGAGCACCGCGAACUCGAGUCGCGCCUGAAGGCGCUGCGAAACAAGCUCAAGGAUCAACAAUCUGCCUUCGAGAAAUCGGAGGAUGAUCUGAAGGCACUGCAGAGUGUUGGCCAAAUGCUUGGCGAGGUGAUCAAGCAGCUAACGCCGGACAACUUCAUUGUCAAGUCGACCCAUGGGCCGCGAUACAUCGUCGGCUGUCGCCGCCAGUUGAACAAGGAGAAACUAAAGGCUGGCACUCGAGUGGCCUUAGACAUUACGACGCUGACCAUAAUGCGUUAUUUGCCACGUGAGGUGGAUCCCCAGGUGUACAAUAUGUCACAUGAGGAUCCUGGCAAUAUUGACUACUCAGCCAUCGGUGGCUUGGGUGAUCAGAUUCGCGAGUUGCGCGAGGUGAUUGAACUGCCACUGUUGAAUCCCGAUCUGUUCGUACGGGUGGGCAUCAGUCCACCCAAGGGCUGUCUGCUUUACGGGCCGCCGGGCACUGGGAAGACGCUGCUGGCACGCGCCAUUGCCUCACAGAUGGAUGCGAACUUCCUGAAGGUCGUCUCCUCAGCUAUCGUUGACAAGUAUAUUGGGGAGAGUGCUCGUCUCAUCCGGGAGAUGUUCAACUAUGCACGCGACCAUCAGCCGUGCAUCAUUUUCAUGGAUGAGAUCGAUGCAAUUGGCGGGCGUCGCUUUUCGGAGGGCACCUCCUCGGAUCGUGAGAUUCAGCGCACCCUCAUGGAGCUGCUUAACCAGAUGGACGGCUUCGAUGCUCUUGGCCAGGUCAAGAUUAUCAUGGCGACCAAUCGUCCGGACACUCUAGAUCCGGCCCUGUUGCGUCCGGGUCGCUUGGAUCGCAAAUUGGAAAUACCACUGCCCAAUGAGAUCGCUCGCCUCGAAAUACUCAAGAUUCAUGCGGCUCCUCUGGCGAAGCGUGGCGAAAUUGAUUACGAGGCGGUCGUCAAACUCUCGGACUUGUUCAAUGGCGCCGAUCUUCGCAAUAUUUGCACCGAGGCGGGUCUUUUUGCACUGCGCGAGGAGCGUGAAUACGUCAUCCAGGAGGACUUCAUGAAGGCGGUACGCAAAACGGCGGACAACAAGAAACUCGAAACCAAAUUGGACUACAAACCCCUCUAGAAACAGUUGAUGUACUUUCUUAUACAAAGCCAGCAUCAAAUAUAAUAUCGCCAAUGCAUUUUACAAUAAAUCAAUUUGUUAAUUGCUGAA
Drosophila grimshawi is the source of this 1392-nucleotide messenger RNA. It is a transcript of the gene Rpt4R, whose product is annotated as 26S proteasome regulatory subunit 10B. Gene Ontology annotation, cellular component: cytosolic proteasome complex; proteasome regulatory particle, base subcomplex. The transcript has a single exon. Gene Ontology annotation, molecular function: proteasome-activating activity; ATP hydrolysis activity; ATP binding. NCBI's taxonomy places the organism in Eukaryota, Metazoa, Arthropoda, Insecta, Diptera, Drosophilidae. Bases 106 to 1302 code for a protein of 398 amino acids. Gene Ontology annotation, biological process: positive regulation of RNA polymerase II transcription preinitiation complex assembly. The record is from RefSeq and is a predicted model, not a curated record.